Chaetomium globosum CBS 148.51 is the source of this 1416-nucleotide messenger RNA. RefSeq lists its product as uncharacterized. Lineage: Eukaryota; Fungi; Ascomycota; Sordariomycetes; Sordariales; Chaetomiaceae. Gene Ontology annotation, biological process: GPI anchor biosynthetic process. The record is from RefSeq and is a predicted model, not a curated record. Gene Ontology annotation, molecular function: GPI mannosyltransferase activity; alpha-1,6-mannosyltransferase activity. Gene Ontology annotation, cellular component: endoplasmic reticulum membrane; mannosyltransferase complex. The coding region runs from base 1 to 1416 and encodes 471 amino acids. The transcript is spliced from 3 exons.
AUGGCCCCAAAGCACCAAACUCCCCAUACCCACGCCCAAAUUCAUACCCACCCCUACCGCACCCUUCUCACCUCCUUUGCCGCCUGGAAGCUCUUCCUCUUUGCUAUCGUUCUCGGCAGCACUCUCGUGGGCGAUGCCUAUGACACCUCGGGAGGGCUGUUGCUUCAGGGCCCGGCAAAUGGCGACGCGGCCACCCGACCAGCCGGUCUUGGAACCACGCUAAUCGCCCGCCUAACCAGCUGGGAUGCCAUCUAUUAUGUCAGUGCCGCGCGCCGGGACUACGUCUUUGAACAAGAGUGGGCAUUUGGGGCUGGGCUGCCCUUUGUAGUGAGGACGCUGCUUCAAGGACUGGAGUAUGUCGGCAUCAUCGACGCACCCGGGGCCGAAGGAGGAAGAGCCCUCGUCGCCGAAGCCCUGGCCGGCAUUCUCGUCGCCAACACGGCCCACCUGCUCUCGGCCCUGGUACUCUACCGCCUCGGCCAGGUGGUCUGGCGCGACCAGACACUAUCUUUAGUCGCCGCGCUUCUGCACGUCAUCUCCCCGGCCGGCCUGUUCCUAUCAGCCCCUUACUCGGAGAGCUCCUUCGCGCUGCUAUCCUUCUCGGGCUACCUACUCUUCGCCCUCGGCUGCCGCGCCGAGGGCAGCAGCAAUAGCAAUAACAGCCCCACCCGCCGCGACCUCUACACCAUCUCGGCGGGCGUGCUCUUCGGCGCCGCCACCGUCUUCCGCAGCAACGGGCUCCUCAACGGCGCCCCCUUCGCGUUGGAAGUGCUGCGGCACCUGCCGGCGUUCGUUCGCCGGCCCACCGCCAUCGACACGCUGCGUCGGCUGGCAGCGCUUGGCGUGGGUGGAGCGGCGGUGGCGGCGGGCUCGCUGGGCCCGCAGGCCGCGGCGUAUCUGCGGUACUGCAUCCCCUCCUCCUCCUCCGGCGCAUCCGACGGGGAGGAGAACCUGCUGCUGCCCAGGCCGUGGUGCCAGGGAUACCUGCCGAGCAUUUUCACCUUCGUGCAGCAGCACUAUUGGAACGUUGGUUUCCUCCGCUACUGGACGCUGCCCAACCUGCCGCUAUUCCUGCUCGCUACUCCGAUGCUCGUGAUUCUGGUCAAGUCCGGGGUGGAUUCGCUUCGCGGUCGGCAUCUUCCCGGCGAUGCCAAGGCCGUCGACGGGGAGUCGGGGCGAUUGUUGGCCCUCAUCCGGUCCACCGCCGCCGCCCAAGUGCUGCUGGCCGUGCUCGCGGCGACAACCUACCACGUGCAGAUCAUCACCAGGAUCUCCUCCGGGUACCCGGUGUGGCACUGGUGGCUCGCGGGGCGCCUCGUCCAGGGUGACAAAACCGGCAGCCGCAUCGUCAUGUUCAUGGUGAUUUACGCGUCCAUCCAAGGCGCGCUGUUUGCGUCGUUUCUUCCGCCAGCAUAG